Messenger RNA from Phytophthora sojae, 1974 nucleotides. RefSeq lists its product as hypothetical. Gene Ontology annotation, biological process: kinetochore assembly; attachment of mitotic spindle microtubules to kinetochore; spindle attachment to meiosis I kinetochore. The coding region runs from base 1 to 1974 and encodes 657 amino acids. Lineage: Eukaryota; Oomycota; Peronosporomycetes; Peronosporales; Peronosporaceae. The transcript is spliced from 6 exons. The record is from RefSeq and is a predicted model, not a curated record. Gene Ontology annotation, molecular function: centromeric DNA binding. Gene Ontology annotation, cellular component: kinetochore.
AUGGACGACGACAUCGAGGCGCUCAUGCCCCGCACCAAGGCGGCCAACGACCGCGCGCCCGUGGACCUGGACAAGCUGAAGCAAUACAUGGCCACCAAGAAUAAUGCGCACAGCGUCGGAGCACGGUCGGGUGUGGUGGUGCGCGGCGACGUGCGCAAGGACGCGGAGGGCUUCGAGGACAUCGACGAUUUCUGGGUGGACGGCGACUCGAUGCAGGACGACUCGGUGGACGACGACGACUCGUUGACGGGCUCAGAUAAGGAGUCUGCGGACACGUCGGGGGACGUGUCGGAGCCCAGCGAGCACGAGGUGGAGCUACCGGAAAUUGACAGCCCGCGGUCGAGUGAUCGCGAGAGUAUGGACAUUGAACGCAGCUCCAUUCCGUCGCGCACGCAGAGAAGCAGUGUCAGAGUGGAGCCGGAGCAAGAGGAGAAGGACGACGCGGGACCGCCUCCCCCCGCGUCACCCGUUAGGAGCGACGUGUCAUUUGAUUUCGGUGGCUCGCCCCAUGGCUCUGUGGAUAUGAACGCAGACUUGGAUGCGAAUGCGAACGCUCGUCGGAGAGAAUCAUUUGGUGGAGUGCGUGGCUUCAACGCAGAUACGGCGAGCCCGUUCUCUUUGAACGACGGACCGAUGACUCCACUGUCAAAUGCAAGCGACCGCUCGUUGAAGUCUAUCCCUUCGUUCUCAGACAAGAAUUCGCUCUCGCCCAACAUCAGCAAGGAACUUUUCAGCAAAAAUGAGGACGCUAGCGACGUUAGCGCGGAGAAACCAAAGAAGAAGCAGACCAAGGGUAAGAAGGCGAAAAAGUCGGCAAGUGGAAAACAGUCGACCGAAGGCCGUAAGAAACCUCGGAUCCGACCGACAGGCAAGUAUGGCUACCGUACGAAUCCCGGAACAGACACCUCGAUGCAGUCCGUGCAGACGGACGACGAUAACGACGAGUCGUUCGAAGCGCAAAAUGAUUCUGGCGGUGAGACUGGCGAUGACAGCUUCUACAAUGAACCAGACGCGCCGACAGGCCCAGUUCGCGACAGAUUGCCCGAUGCCUCGAAGAUUUUGGACGACGACGAAAAUGACGAGGCGUGGGAUGGUAGUGGCUUACGUCGGUCCAAGCGGAAGCGGUUCAAACCGCUGGCCUGGUUCAAGAGUGAGCACAUGGUGUACGAACGUACCUUCGUCGGUGUGGGCACUGUAAUGCCAACGGUUGUCGGAGUGGAGCGUCUUGGUCAGGACUCCCCAACGUCAAAGCGAACCAAGGCCAAACCUCCCUCAAAGCGGACAAACAACAGCAGAGCUUUGGCUUUGAAGGAGUUGCCGAAGGACCUGCAGAAGCGCAUUAUCGAUGGCGAGUGGGCGACGCUCUACGACAGCCAAGCCGGCUGCAUGAACGAUCUGAACGUCAUUUGCCGCUCGAGCGAGAUUCGUCUGCGCAAGCUCCCCACCGAAGAGCGAGGAGGGGCAGUGGUGCACGCGUACGCGGGGCAGAGUUUCAACCUAUUUAGCCCGUCCCCAUUUGCUCGGUGGAUUUCAGGACGUGUGGUCUUGCCUCCCGGUGCGUGGAAGGAACCCGAGGGCGUCGGCCAAGCGGUGCAGUUGUUCUACGUGACGGGGUGUCAGCCGAAGUCCUUGGAGCUGGCGCUGUCGCCCGAGACGGACGAUGAUUUCUUCAAGAGCAAACACACGAUGCACUUUGUGCUCAGCCCGGGUGACGAAUUCUACGUGCCCUCUGGAAAUGUGUACUUUGUCAAAAAUCACUCCUCCACGGCGGACUGCGACCUGCGAUUCACUAUUCUGAAGCCUGAGGCGCCCCAAAUGGCCUCCGACGACUACGACUCGGACGCUGAAAAGGAAAAAGAGGAGGAAGAGGCGGCCACAAAGUCGAAAUCGGACGCAGCGGAGGCAAGCGGCAGCCCGCUCAAGCGGAAGCGAGAGGAAGAUGCGAAUGCAGAUGUGGAUUCCGACUCGGUCUAG